Fukomys damarensis (Damara mole-rat) is the source of this 933-nucleotide messenger RNA. Its product is annotated as olfactory receptor 5B2. Lineage: Eukaryota; Metazoa; Chordata; Mammalia; Rodentia; Bathyergidae. Gene Ontology annotation, biological process: sensory perception of smell; G protein-coupled receptor signaling pathway. The transcript has 2 exons. Gene Ontology annotation, cellular component: membrane. The record is from RefSeq and is a predicted model, not a curated record. The coding region runs from base 1 to 933 and encodes 310 amino acids. Gene Ontology annotation, molecular function: G protein-coupled receptor activity; olfactory receptor activity; odorant binding.
AUGCAUCAAAAUGUGACAGAGGUGACCGAGUUCCUCCUGCUGGGACUGACCGAUGACCCACACCUGCGGCUUCCCCUCUUCAUCACCUUCCUCCUCAUCUACACCCUCACCAUGGCUGGGAACCUGGGGAUGCUCCUGCUGAUCCUCCUGGACCCUCGUCUGCACACUCCCAUGUACUGUUUCCUGGGUAACCUGUCCCUGGUGGACUUUGGAUACUCCUCAGCUGUCACUCCUACAGUCAUGGCCGGGCUGCUUACAGGAGACCAGGUCCUUUCCUAUGCUUCCUGUGCUACUCAGCUGUUCUUUUUUGCAGCCUUUGCUACCGUGGAAAAUUACCUCUUGGCCACGAUGGCCUAUGACCGCUAUGCAGCAGUGUGCAGGCCCCUGCACUACACCUCCACCAUGACAACAGGAGUGUGUGCCUUUAUGGUCACAGCCUCCUACAUCUGCGGUUUCCUGACAGCCUCCAUCCAUGUUGGGGACAUAUUCAGUCUCUCCUUCUGUAACUCCACUGUGGUCCAUCACUUUUUCUGUGAUGUUCCAGCAGUUCUGGUUCUCUCCUGCUCUGAUAGACAUGUCAGUGAGCUAGUAGUUGUCUAUGUUGUAGGUUUUAACGUCUUUUUUGCUCUUCUUGUUAUCUUGAUAUCCUACAUCUUCAUUUUUGGCAUCAUCCUCACAAUGCACUCAGCUGCAGGACAUAGCAAGGCUCUGUCCACCUGUGCCUCCCACUUCACUUCCGUCUCCAUAUUCUACGGAACGGCCAUCUUCAUGUACCUGCAGCCCAGCUCCAGUCACACCAUGGACACUGCCAAAAUUUCAUCCGUAUUUUACACCAUGGUGAUCCCCAUGUUGAACCCACUGGUCUACAGCCUGAGGAACAAGGAGGUCAAAAGGGCUUUCACAAAAAUUAUUUUUGGGAAAUAUGAUUGUUAA